Messenger RNA from Nasonia vitripennis (jewel wasp), 7138 nucleotides. Its product is annotated as muscarinic acetylcholine receptor M5. NCBI's taxonomy places the organism in Eukaryota, Metazoa, Arthropoda, Insecta, Hymenoptera, Pteromalidae. The transcript is spliced from 3 exons. The coding region runs from base 2146 to 4308 and encodes 720 amino acids. Gene Ontology annotation, cellular component: membrane. Gene Ontology annotation, molecular function: G protein-coupled receptor activity. Gene Ontology annotation, biological process: G protein-coupled receptor signaling pathway. The record is from RefSeq and is a predicted model, not a curated record.
AAACAGCACGAGAAUGGCCACUUGCGCGUAAUCGCAGCGACGUUUCCAGGCCAAAACGCAUAAACAACCGAACGCGCAGCCACUCCUCGCAAGAAAGAUGCGAUCUUCUCCGGUGAUGCGGAUUCCUAUCCCGCGAGUGUAGCGCUGUUGGGCAAGCGUUGCGGCACUGCAUUCACGCCCGAGCUUGCAAUGGAAAAGCCUGCAGCGCGGGAAAGGUGGGAAGAUGCGUUUCUCUCGCGCGGGAUAUUAUAAUAAUGGCUCUUACGAGGCAUACGAGAUGUGGCUUCUUACCUAAUAGCCCCUCGAACUCCCAUCGACGAUUCCAUAUAUACUUUCGCUGUAGCAGUGGGAUCCAUUGUUUUCUCUCUCGAAGAAAAAAGAACUGUCUUCAUCGCCGGUCAAAAACGACGAACGAGUGUAGCGUCGGCUCGGACGAAUAAAGCGAGUAUCCGGUGCCCACGCAACUAUAAUUAGAUUCCACCUCGUUUGAUUUUUCUUCUCCAAGCGGCGAAUGGCUGAUUUUCCAAGCGGCGCGAUAGAGAAAGAGAGUCGUCGCGCUGUCUGCCAUAGCGGCUGACGCGCGAGCCGACCUCAGGGCUCGAUUUUCCGAUCGGGUUGUUUGACCUUUGGGUUUGUGUUUACCGGUUACACAACGUUUGCGGCCGUGCAGCAGUUGUACCUGGCUUUGAUGAUGCGGCGGAUUCGGCUAUAAGUAAACAAACACAAAAACGCCUGCUCAUUUGUGAAACGGUAGCUUUAAUAAUGAGUGUAGCCCCUCGUAAAGAUAACUUUUAUUUCGCGAUCGCCGAUCUGAGAGCGCGACAAGCCGAAUGUUUAUGACGCUUUCGAUAUUCAAAACGAUACAGCGCGGUGAAUUAUUGCGGCACUAAAUAAAUUUAAGCUCUUAUCGCGCACUUCUUUGUCUAGCUCCAGAAUUUAGAAACGGGCGCAUUUCGAUAAACGAAUCGGCGUUAUCGCGAAUGCAUUGUUUUUAUUCAGGUUAGAAAAGUGCGUUUGGGAUAUUGUCGAUCAAUAACAAUACACGGAAAAAAAAUGGUUAGUAACAGUAACAAACCGCUUGGCAAAAUACACACCCACUAUUUUUUUGGUAACAUUUAUCAAGUUAUUGGUUAGGUUAACCAAAAAAUAGUUGGUGCGUAUUUUGCCAAGCGGAAAAAAUAGCAUAGGUACAGCGACGACAAAAGCGCAUUAUGAUGCAAAGUGAAAAAGUGCGCUCAGUCUGCGGGGAAAGUGCUGCGCGCAAACGCACGAAUGCAGCAGCAGUAGGCGUCCAUAGAAAACUCGUCAAUGUCGGCUUUUUGUUGCGCUCGCGCUGAUAAACCGCCGGCUAAAAAAAGUGUCCCAUUGUUUACUCGCCUUGGGAUUCGCAUGAAAUCCGUGUAUCGAUAUAUGCACAAUGCGCUGCCGGGACUGUCAACCGUUAUUUUUCAGCUCUCUCGACUUGAACUUACACCUCGCGUCGUUUUAUCGGACGUCCAUCCCGCCGAGCGUCCAAUCUGGCCUCGGCCGAGCGCAAAAAUCACAUUUCUACCGUGCAAGGCGAUUUCGAUAAGCCGUCGAACACGCACACCUGUACGCGCCGGGUCUUUUUGUCCCCCGGCUUAUCGGCAAUAUCAUGCAUUGACAUCGGCCGCGAGGAAAAUCGCGAUCGCGAUAGUGGAGGAAUUUUAUCAGCUCUCACUCACCGUCGUCCGCACAUACUCAAGUAUAAUUGCGAUAAACUCGCGCCUAUGGGCGGGAGGAGUAGGAGGAGGACUAUAUAGGCACUGUUGCAACGGCCGCCGCGAGUAUAUAUACUAUCGCGCGCGAACGCAAGCACCGCCAGUGUAGUACCGGCGCUCGUCGAGCUUUCGUCUAUUCCGUCGUAUGCGGCGUACGUAUAGACUUUUCGGUGUGCACGAGGAUGAUGCUCGCUCGGGAAAUAGAGUCGCGAGCCCGGAAAGCUCGCGCUGCUCGUCACGGCGCUCGGUUUUGCGGGCCUGAAAACAGCAGCGGUGUCGCCAACUCCGCACUGUGACGUCGGCCGUGUUGUCGCGGCAGUGACGCAAGCCUGUGCAUCGCAUGACUUUCCAAGUGGGACGAGCAGUAUUUGGUGCACGAAAAGGGACGUGGAAUCAUUUAUGAAUGGAUGGCGGUUCGACGGAGGACGCGGGAGGUGGAUCCUUUGCGGGCCUGGGAAGUCUGGAAGGAUGGCGGGCCCCUUCGAAGAUCGCGAUCUGGUGCCUCGUGCUCUGCGGCUCACUGCUGCUCAACGCCACGCUGCUCGUCGCCUUCAUCCGGCGACCCGGUCUCAGGACCAUCUCCAACAGAUUCGUGAUGAACCUGAUCGCCUCGAACCUGCUGGCGGCCAUCGUGCUGACGGGCCUGCUCAUCACCGACAGCUGCGGCCUCUCCAGCCUGACGAGCAGCGGCGCGCCGAGCCUCUGCGCGCUGGCCGAGGGCGCGAUGGCCUUCGUCACCACCUCGUCGAUCCUCUCGGUCCUGCUCAUCGGCGUCGACCAGUACCUCGCGGUGGUGGACCCGCUGCGCUACCGCACGCGCAUCGACAAGCUCAAGUGCGCGCUGCUCAUCCUCGCCGUCUGGCUGAUCGCGCUGCUCUUCGCCGGCCUGGCCAGCCUCAACCCGGAGCCGCGCAGCCUCUGCUGGCCGGCCGGCUCCGAUGACGCGGCUGCCGGGCGCCGCGAGCUCAGCUUCCAGGCCAGCCUGCUGCUCGGCGACGCCGCCGGCUCCAACUCGUCCGAGCUCGAGAUCGAGGGCGAGAUCCGCUUCGACGAGGAGGAGGAGGAGGAGCGCAACGCGACCGCGAGCUCGCCGCCGGGCCUCGGCGCCGGGGUCACCUACGGGCUCAUCUACGCGCUGCUCUACGCCCUGCUGGGCUACCUGCUGCCCUUCCUCGCCAUCUGCUGGAUCUACGUGAGCAUCUACACGGCGGCGCGCAGCAACUCGGAGCGCACGCGGCGCAACGGCUCGCGGCCCAUGCUCAGCUCGGGCAGCUUCAGCGAGGAGCCCGGCAGCCGGCCGGACGCCUCGCUCGAGGACUUCCGCCGCAUUCCCAAGAUCUCCUCGCUCUCGUCCAUCGACGAGAACAGCGAGGCCUGCCCCAGCCCCAACCCGCAGCAGCAGGAGCAGCGGCUCGAGCCUGAGGAGCAGACGGCCGUCAUCUUCACCGUGGGCUCGAGCCAGGUCCAGCAGAAUGCCAAAGAUAGCACCCAGUCCAAAGUUCCUAUAGCCGCGCUGAGGGCCCAGUUCCUGCAGCAGGACGACGAGCCGCCCGCGGCGACGAGCAGCCGCUUCCCCGAGGUCAGCGGCCAGCGGCGCAAGUCGUCCCACGAUCUCAUGUACGAGGAGAUGAUGCUCGGCAGCAGGCACCCCUACGAGUACGACGACGACGACGACGACGGCGACGACGACGGCGACGACGACGAGUUCGGGCACUCCAGCGACGAGGAGCAGCCGCCGAGGCACGAGGAGGACUGCGAGGAGGCGCUGCCGCUCUCCCAGCAGCAGCAGCCCCGCCGCGAGUCCGAGAGCGGGGCGCACAGCUCGACGCGCUCGAUCAGCGUCAACUUCGACCUGAGCGAGCCGCCGAAGGAGCCACAGCAGCAGCAGCCGCCGCCGCCGCCGAUAGUGACGAUCACGCCGCCGGGCCAGAAGAGCGCGGCGAGCUCGGUGCCGCUGCAGCGGGCGCCCAGCGUCAAGAGCAAUAGCCACAGCUACAUCCACAACCUAAAGUACCGCAUCAGCAACGGCUCGCUCUUCAAGUACCGCGAGGAGACGCGCGCCGCGCGAAUCAGCGCGCUCGUCAUCGUGAUGGGCCUGAUCUGCUGGACGCCCUACGUCUACGUCCUGCUGAGCCGCAACCUGCCGGGCCUGAGCCCGCCCCAGGAGCAGUCGAGCGGCCUCGACGCCACGGCGCUGGGCUUCCUCGUGCUCGCGAGCUACAUCAGCCCGCUGCUCUUCGGCUACCGCUCGCGGCGCGUCAAGCGCGAGCUGCGCAAGUUCUUCUGCUUCAAGCGCGAGCUCUCCUACAAGAACAACCGCAGCCUCAUGGCGAAGAAGGUGCUGCGCAGGCGGCACAGCGGCGCGACCAUCCUCGGCAUCGAUGCCUCCAUCGACAACGCGCGCUACAACAUCUUCAACUGCGUCUACGGCCGCAACCGCUGGCCCAAGGAGAAGGUCCAGUUCGUCCAGGUGCCCGAGACCGCGCUGGCCGUCGAGACCUGCCGCAGCAGCUUCAGCAGCGGCGCCAGCACCCAAAUAUCCAGCACCUCGACCGACGAGUGCUGACCGAGCGCCGCCCGUCCGAUGCCGCAUCGCCCGAAGCGGGAGCCGGCGGCGGCGCUCUGACUCGCCGCGCUGCACUUUGGCAUCUUUCGCGCCGACGCUCGUCGCUUGUUGUGCACCCGAAAUCUGCUGGCAGUCGAGCGAAUUCUCGACUGCGCGACGCGAUUCGUCGGAGCGAGACAAUGCCGUUGGCGCUCCUUCUCUCGCGCUGUGUAUACGCGACGACGUCGGCGCUAGUAUUAUUAUUAUCGUCGUCGCGCAGCGCGGAAUUUUCGAGAUAUAUACGUCUACUUUCCAUGACAGUUCCCACGAGGUAUUUCUUCCGUCUCGCGGUCCGCCGCGAGGGACGGAACAUCGAGCAUCUGUAAAUAUGUCAUACGUGUAAUUAUAGUUUUGUAGAGACAAUGCGUCGAGCGCGCUGAUCAUUCAUUCGUUUAGUAUUCUGGCGACGUUUUUUAGUUCAAGCGAAUGUGUGUGUGUGUGUGUGUGUGUGUGUGUGUGUGUGUGUGUGCUUGGUUCUUCUUUGUACAUUGUAUAUAUGCGAGCGUGCGUACAUUGCGAACAGUGUAAGAGACCUUUGUAUGGGAAGUAAGCCGGAAAAGCUCGCUCGGGUUUUGCAAUGUUGUACUUACAAUGCUAUAACUAAGCUUUAGUCGACUGGUAAAUGAUCGCGUACUAGUCAGUCAUCGAAAUCAGGAUAAAAGCCAAAAAGGAAGUACUUAAAUUAGUGAUGUGGCGCGCUAUGCAACUUUACAGAAGAGUCAGUUAUUAAUUUUAGAAAGCUUGCGUCUCGUAAUGACCUUUGUAAAUUAUCAUUCUACUUCUUGUUCGCUGCCAGUUUUUACGCUUUCGUCGUCUCGCUGCGCUGCUCUUUUUCGGCAUCCGAUCGGAUUAACGUUGUGUUAACGACAACGGUAUAACGGCUAUUAAGCCGUACCCGCAAUGGCAGCGCAGAAAAUAACUCAAGUCACUAUUUCAAACAGUCAAACGUAAAAGUAUAUCUGUAACAGUUAUAUAUGGUAAUUAAGAUGGACGUUAAAUGUAUAAAUACGUAUAGUCGUAAAGAAAUAUACUUAUCAUUAAACCUCCCGCGAUGUUCUCGACGAAACGAUAUUAUAACUCGGCGACUUCCUACGAAGUCAACAAACAUUCUGUCAAAAUAUGCAACAGCAUUCUUCGAUCAGCCGUCGUUGAGCCGUCGUUUUUUUUCCCGGGCAUUUAGAGUUAUUUUCGCGGUGAUUCUUGGAUUUAUACGUACCCCGAUGCGCGAGCUUACUUCCCCAGUGCGAUUACUGUAAGUUUUACGGACAAAAAAGAGUCGAAGCCUCUCCAAAGUUGUAAUUUAAGCACCUAAAGAUAUUUGGUAAAAUUAUAGUUCUUCUCGAGCCUCGAAUGCUGAAUUUUCCGUAUGAAUGUCCUGCAUUUAUGUAUAGCAAGUAUAUCGUGCUUUCCGGUUCAAGAAGAGUAAGCGAUAAAGGGAUUUCUAUAAAAAGUCUAUAUUCCGAGCUUGCGGUUGAGCAACUCGUAAAAAUUAGUGGACUGUGGUGCCAAUAACACAAUUAUACUUGUUUGCUGAGAAAACAAAGACGAAAUUCCUACUGUAUGAUGCACGCUUAUAGAUUGUUAACGACGAGGCUUCGGCUCCUUUCAGCGAGCGAAACGAAAACUUUGUAAAUAUGAAAAUCGCAUUAACGUAAAAGCGUACGCUUGUUUUCGUCCGACAUGAACGAGCGGAGCAAAAGAAAGAGAGAAAGAAAGAGGAGAGAGCUAGACUUUCUUCCGAUACUACGUGGACAAGCAUUUCGCGCAUUUCUCUAAUCGUAUUAGACUUAUAAUCGACAUAUGUGUAAUCGACGAGCGUAACGUUUGAUAAGCUGCGACGAUCGCGAAAUCGAAUUUUUUUUAUUUCGUUUUUAUUUCAACCUCACGCAACGUUAAUGUAUAGCUAUUUUGUAUAAGCGCGUCUUUGAGUAUUUUUGUAUACGACAACAAACUCCCUCUCUUUUCUUCCCGACUGUAUUUCUUUUGUACACAUUGCCCGAGUCGUCUGUCGUCACUAUUAUUUAUAUUAAAUAAGCUGAACGAACGACCGCGCGAGGCGCAAAAAUUUAUUGUUAAUCUAGCGUGUAUAGAACGGAGUUGAAUACGUGUUUCAAAUAGCCGAUUCUUCGUUGUUCUCCUUUUAUGUGCUUUUUUGUUUGUAAACUCGCACAGGAAAAAGAAACUUGUUGUAAAGUUUUUUUGCGACACCUUUGUUCUUAUACAUGCCAAUCGAAACCGACGAUUUUUCAUCAAUUAUGUGCUGCUCUAAAGCGAAUUCUUUUGCAAACCGUACGAAGCAAUAAACGAACAUGACAAUUGCAAUUGAUGCGAAUUUUAAUUUCUCACUCGCGACAAUUAUAUCGUAUCCAUCAACUGUUUCAAACGUGUACUCAGCUCUGUACGCGACACGAGUCAGUCAGUGAGUAUAGUAAAUGAGGCGGAUAAUCGAAGCGGAAAAACGAAAUGAAAAAUCAAUUGCGGUCAAAGCUGACGCAGUUUUUUCUGGACUCUGAUGUUUGCAGACGCACGGAAGUACUUGGGUGUUUUGUAAAUACAUGCGAAAACGAACAUCGAGGGUUAUGAGCGUGGCGCGUUGAUUUCGACGCUUCGUCGUUGAGAAGUCGAAAUCAGGCGUUGCGACGCGGUGGACAGUCUCUUACAACUUGUGAUAUAUCUUCGUACGUCAGCCAAUUAUGUAAUAACGAGUCAGCCCUAAUUUGUAUUAAUUGAUGAAUUAAGAAGUCCCUAACUUAUACGACUUAAUUAAUAAAUUAUAACUUCCAACCAAUAA